This is a messenger RNA of Pantherophis guttatus, 4223 nucleotides long. It is a transcript of the gene ADHFE1, whose product is annotated as alcohol dehydrogenase iron containing 1. The record is from RefSeq and is a predicted model, not a curated record. Gene Ontology annotation, molecular function: metal ion binding; alcohol dehydrogenase (NAD+) activity. NCBI's taxonomy places the organism in Eukaryota, Metazoa, Chordata, Lepidosauria, Squamata, Colubridae. Gene Ontology annotation, cellular component: mitochondrion.
AGCAGCCAUGAGCUGAGCUUUCCUCCAAGUCUCACAGAGAGAAGCACCUGUUUCCCUCUGCCGCCCCCAGUGCUUAGAGGAAAGCACGGCUCAUGGCUGCUACUGAGCUGCCCCAGUCCCUAUCACGGCUCCAACGGCGGCAGCUUCGGGAGAUGCUGGUGGCACAGAGGCACGGGCGAAGGCUGGGAGGGGGGUGCAACACGCAGAGAGCCAAGUCUGCUCCCCUUCGCCUCCCCACACUUGUUUACCCGUCCCAGAGAGCUGGGGCUAUGCCUCCCUCCAAUCCAGCCGCCUUCCUUGCUGGCGUCGCUCCUCGGCUGUUGCGAAGAAGUGGCAGCUCUGGGUGCGCCAUGCCCGCUUUGUUCUCUUUGAGAGUCGCUUUGUACCUUCUUCGCAACAGCCGAGGACUUCUUCCAUUUGGAGCUCCAAGCUGCGGGGAUGGGUGGUGGUGGCUGUAAUGCUGGCAGCUUUGGUGGGCUCCUUCCCUUAGUGGUUUGUUUUCUUUUACCUCGUCUAGGCGACUUCGUCAUUAAAGGCUGCUCCGCACCUUUUGAUCUUUCUCAGGUGCGGAGAAAAGCGACCCUGUGUGAAGGGACUGAGCCUGCUGCUAAACUUGGAAGCCGAGAGGCUUCUUUUACACCCAGCCACUGGCGCACAGCGCCAGAAAGACCUCCGGUCGCUGCCGCCAUCUUCACGCAUGCGCAGCUUUCUUCUUAUCGGCUAAAGGACUUUUCGACACCUCUCAGGCAGCUGAGAGGCUUCUUUGCUCCAAUCAGCUUCGGGUGGGCGAGCAAGCAGCGACCGGGGAAUCGGUUCAGGGGUGUGGCCUGGCUGCCGUUACUACCGGUUCGGAGAACUACUUCCUAAAGUUACUACCUAUUCAGUAGAACCGGGCCGAACCGGGAGCAACCCACCACUGGUCCCAGAGUGAGGUGGGAAUGGAGAUUUUGUAAUAUCCUUCCCUCAGGAGUGGAGAGGGAAUGGGGAUUUUGCAGUAUCCUUCCCCUGCCAUGCCCACCAAGCCACACCACGCCCACCAAGCCAUGCCCACAGAACAUGUAGUAAAAAAAAAAAAGCUGCCUGGAGGAAGAGCAACACAUAUAUAUUACAAUAACUCUUGUUUGAUUCAUGUAUUGUUGAAUUUAAUAAUUUGUUUAUUUGAAAAAUUUCUAUACAGCUUCCACUUAAAAAUAAAACCUGAAAGUAGGUUACAGUUAAAACAGUUCAAGCAAUAGGAGUAAUUGAACCUGGUCAUUUACAAAGCAAAACUUGCUGGUUAUUUUAUUUUAUUUUAAUUUUUUUUAUCCUGUCAUUAUUAUUAUUUAUAAAUAACUCAAGGUGGUGAACAUACCACAUACACCUUCCUCCUCCUAUUUUCCACACAACAAUCCUGUGAGGUGGGUUGGGCUGAGAGAGUGAAGGGUAUGUUAUUUUGCUUUUACUUUUCUUGCCAUUUUGCAUAAUUUAAUGAAAAAGAAUUCUAUAUAAAUUUCAAAAAAAUAAACAUUAAACCACAGUGAUAAAUGAAAUGGUAAAAGAGUGGCUUUAUUGCAAGUCCUCUUCAGAACCAUUGUAUGUUUCAAAAAUAUACAUGUUCCAAAGAGAACAAUACAUAUAAUUUUGCAAGACCAAUAAAGUCUUUAACAAAAGCUUAGCUCUGCCAGAUAAUAAAACAGCAGGAUUUCUAUUGUACCAUCCAAAGAAAAUAGUAGAAGUGGUUUUGACAUGUUGUUGGGAUGUCAAAUUAAUCACAGAAAUUAUUGCAGAUUCAGACAUUAGAGGAAGUCGACCGUGAGCAGAACCGAUGAGAGAGAGCAUAACAAGCAACCCAAAGACAGCAGGUUUAAGCGCAGACCGAGAAAACAGAAAUGUUUCUAUAUUAAUUGUUGGGUGCAUCACUGCAUCCCAAGGCUUAUUAGUAAACUUAUUGUCAUGGCUUAAUUGCUUGGCCAUAAAUUCAGAAACUAAAUAUUGAAUGCUGCUUCCAGACAGAAGUGGUUUGACUGAGCAAGGGAACCAAUGUCUCAUUUUUUGUAUAGGAAGGAAUGGGUGGAUGGAUGGAUGGAUGGAUAUAUGUGCUGCACUCUGGAAAAAAAUAUGGCUGGAUUGGCUCUAGACUUAGCUAGAUAGCAAAGCAAUAACCUGGUUAUUAUAAAGGUACUAAAGACAUUGCUUUGGGGAAAACAGACUAUGCCUUUGAGAUGGCUGUUUCCAAUAUCCGAUAUGGAGAGGGAGUUACUAAAGAAGUGGGAAUGGACUUGAAGAAUUGGAGUGCUAAAAAAGUUUGUGUGAUGACAGAUAAGAAUCUUUGUCAGCUUCCUCCCAUGACAGCAGUGUUAGAUUCUCUGACAAUCAAUGGCAUAAACUUCCAAAUCUAUGAUGAUGUGAGAGUGGAGCCCACAGACCAAAGUUUCCUAGAUGCCAUUGAGUUUGCCAAAAAGGGGGAGUUUGACUCCUAUGUUGCCGUAGGCGGGGGUUCAGUCAUAGAUACUUGUAAAGCUGCUGAUCUCUAUGCAUCAAGUCCAAAAUCAGAUUUCUUAGAUUAUGUCAAUGCUCCUAUUGGAAAAGGCAAGCCUAUUACAAUCCAGCUCAAACCUCUGAUAGCAGUUCCUACAACAGCUGGAACUGGAAGUGAAACCACUGGAGUUGCUAUUUUUGAUUACAAAGAACUAAAAGUAAAAACUGGAAUUGCAUCUAGAUCCAUUAAGCCUUCUUUGGGUAUUAUUGACCCAUUACAUACUCUCCAUAUGCCAGAGCGGGUGGCAGCUAAUAGUGGUUUUGAUGUGCUUUGCCAUGCUCUUGAAUCCUACACUGCUCUUCCCUACAACCAGCGCAGCCCUUGUCCUUCAAACCCAGUGAAUCGGCCAGCUUAUCAAGGAAGUAACCCCAUCAGUGAUGUCUGGGCUGUCCAUGCAUUACGGAUUGUUUCUAAAUACUUAAAGAGAGCCAUAAAGAAUCCAGAAGAUCAAGAAGCAAGAUUUAACAUGCAUCUGGCAAGUGCUUUUGCUGGCAUUGGGUUUGGAAAUGCUGGUGUACAUCUUUGCCAUGGCAUGUCUUAUCCAAUUUCCGGUUUGGUGAAGAAUUAUAAAGCAAAGGAUUAUAAUGUGGAUCAUUCUUUAGUGCCACAUGGCCUUUCGGUCAUCCUCACCUCUCCAGCAGUGUUUACCUUCACAGCACCAAUGUGUCCAGAGCGCCACUUGGAGGCUGCCCAAAUAAUGGGAGCUAACAUCAGUAAUGCCAAGAUGAAGGAUGCUGGGUUUAUUUUGGCAGACACUCUCCGAAAAUUUUUAUUUGAUCUCAAUGUUGAUGAUGGCUUAUCUGCCCUUGGUUAUUCAAAAGCUGACAUUCCCGCUUUAGUCAAAGGCACCCUGCCUCAGGAAAGAGUGACUAAAUUAUCCCCUCGUCCUCAAACAGAAGAGGAGCUGUCAGCCCUGUUUGAAGCAUCUAUGAAAUUAUAUUAAUUUGUUUCUGAUUUUCUUUUUUUUUUUUAACUUUAAGCAGUGUUUUAUCAUUUCAGGGGAUGAAUCAAUUCAAAAUAUUAUAUGGGGAUUAUAUGUAAAUGUUAUUUCCUAUUAAGAGCUGUAGCAUUCAUGUUUAUUUUUACACAUGAUUAUAAUUGGGAGAUAUUCAGAUUUCAUUCACUAGUGGUGAUCACUGGAAUUAAUUAUUGAUAGUUUUAUCAUAUGAGAACAAUACAUUAAAGAAUUUUCUGGUUUGCCAUUUCACUAGCUCCACACCAACUGGAUCAAGCAGGGAUAUAAGAAUAAAACUUUUAUAAGUUCAAAACAUCCUGUUGUGUUUUUUAUUAUUAUUGGUUGUUGCAUAUAGCAGUUUCUCUUCAUAAUUCCCAUUUAAACAAGAAUGCUUUGUAGUUUUUAUAAUUGCCUUGAACUCUUGGCUCUGUAAUAUUGCACCCUAUUGAUUUUGUACUAGGACUGUUUUACGGUAGUAUUUUAAAUGUGAGUCUGAAGGUCCUCUGAUAUUUAUUGCUUGUAAAAGAGGAUGGCAGAAGAAAUCGUGGACAGCAUUUAUCUCCACUAAGGCUACUACAUCUGAUCUCCAUGCAUUAGAGAUUGAUGAUUGAAGAAACUCUUAAUUCCUUGAUGUCCUCUAGUGAUUGUCUGGAUUUUGUCUGGAUCAACCCAGAUCCAAUCCAAUUUUUUCAACCGAGAUCCAAUGCAGUUUCUAUCCAGGAUAAUAAAAUACUAUAAGAUGUGUGGUAA